GGCAUUAUUCGACCGACGGUCGGUGAAAAUGUUUAUUCUACUUCUUCUUUUUCCACUCCUUUCUGUGGAUUCUUGCAGUAUAGAUGGGGAGGCGAAAUAUUGUACUCCAAAAAUUAUGGACAUGUCUCGAGGAGAAUCUAUAUCUACACGGGUCUCUUCUAUUUGUAAAAAUAAAGAAAUUUGCUACGAUAUAAAUGACAAGAAUGGAAUAGAAUGCUUUCAAUGUAAUUCAACUGUCGAACACUUAACAGAUUUAGAACCUCGGCUAAGAACUUGUUGGAUUUCGGAUAUCUUACCAAAAUUGGGCCCGAAACGAGUCCAAUUAAUCUUUUCUUUUGGAAAAACAAUUGAAGUUACUUAUAUAAAGAUAAACUUCUGUCAAAAUGCCCAACCCGAUAGUAUGGUCAUAAAGAAAUCGGUUGACGGUAAAAGAUGGGUGCCUUUUCAAUAUUAUUCCUCUGAUUGCCGACGAAACUAUAAAGUGGAAGAGGGUGGAAAAGUAACCCGAGAUAACGAAGUUCAAGCACUCUGCCACCGAAUCCUACCUAAUGAGGAUUCCAUAAGUUUUUCCCCGCUAAAGUUUAGGCCUUCUAGCCAACAAUCCGAUGAAUCUCCGAGCUUAAAUGAUUGGAUAACAGUCUCAAAUCUACAAAUAGAUUUGGAUAAUCCUAAAGUAGGCUUCAACCACUAUUCGAUAUCGGACAUAAAGAUUGUCGGAAGGUGUAAAUGCAACGGCCACGCUUCUCGUUGUAUUCAAGAUAAGAAUGGACGGCUAAGAUGCGACUGCAAGCAUUUUACGGCGGGAAGAGAUUGCGAGAAAUGCAAGACUGGCUAUCAUGAUCGUCCCUGGGCUCGAGGAACUAGGGAUAACCCUAACGCAUGCGUAGCCUGCAACUGCAAUCAACACUCAAACCAAUGCCGUUUCAACCCGAAAUUGUAUGCCUUAUCUAAUCAGGAAUCGGGUGGAUAUUGUACAAAUUGCCAACACAAUACAAUUGGAAAUAGAUGCGAAGUAUGUAAGGAAGGAUUCUAUAGAAAUCCAAGGAGGAAGAUUAUUCAUCGAGACGCUUGUAUAGGAACGAAAGAUAAAGAAAGGGGGGUGGAAGGUGUCAAUAAUAGUGGUGGUAGUAAUGGUGGUUGUGGGGGUGCUGGAGGCGAUGUUGAUCAAAACACGACGGCAGAUAAUCAUUUGUUUCUUGUUUGUCAUAAAUAAGCAAACAUGACAUAGUUAUGUAAUAUAUAAACAAGGUUACGCCGGGAAUAGGCACCUGGCUUUAACACUGAUUGAUUAUCACCCCCUCUUCUGUCUUAUCCCGUAUAUUUUUACAGCUUGCAAAUCAGUUCCGCUGCUGGCCAUAGGCUAUUGUUCUAUUCCGUAUAUCAUCAAAACAUCUGCGCCCCCUCCUACCUUACCCCUCUUUCUCUAUUCGUUACCAAGGGAGAUGGGAAGAGUGACGGAAAAGAAUGCAAUGGGAAAACGAUUGUAAUUCCCCCCACCCACUAGUCCCUGUCGUCCUUUUUUUCUUUCCUUCCCCUUGUGCCCCUAUCGAAAAGUGAUUAAUUUCGAUUACGUAAUACAGCGUGUGACUGCCACCCGACUGG
Messenger RNA from Dimorphilus gyrociliatus, 1602 nucleotides. The record is from the annotation of a GenBank genome assembly. Lineage: Eukaryota; Metazoa; Annelida; Polychaeta; Dinophilidae.